AUGGCUAAGUUCAGCAAGGAUAAGAAAAAAUGGAAUACUGAAAACAGCAAGAGCCAAAAGCAAGACGCAUUCAACAAGUUCAAAGAUGACAAUGGAAAUUUCAUGUCAUCCUUGGCAAGUGAUGUGCGAGGAUUGCUAGAACUUUACGAAGCUUCCUAUUUGUGGGUGCAUGGGGAAGAUAUACUAGAUGAAGCAAUUUCUUUCACCACCACUAACCUGGCUUUUGCAGCAUCAACUUUAGACUAUCCUUUAUCAGAACAAGUUGCUCACACCUUAAAGCAGUCAAUCCAUAAAGGCUUGCCAAGGGUAGAAGCUAGGCGAUAUAUUUCCCUAUGCCAAGACAAGGAUUCGCAUAAUAAAGCAUUGUUGGAGUUUGCAAAGAUAGAUUUCAACUUGUUACAACUUUUGCAUAGGAAAGAGCUAAGGGAGAUCUACAAGCAUGUGUAA
Messenger RNA from Theobroma umbraticum, 447 nucleotides. The record is from RefSeq and is a predicted model, not a curated record. NCBI's taxonomy places the organism in Eukaryota, Viridiplantae, Streptophyta, Magnoliopsida, Malvales, Malvaceae.